UACGCUGCUGCUGUACAACGGUAACUAUCCGAAGGAUGCGGCCGAGCAGCGGAAGUUCAUCCGGCUGAUGGAGAUCUGCGAGGAGUACAAGGAAGCGUUCUCGCUGAAAAGUUUCUGGUCGGUGUUGGGCGAUCGGCUCGAGAAGAUUCUCCACACGGACUGGGCUUUGCGCAGCGAAGCGGACGGACUCAUCAUCGAACGAAUUCUCGUGCUGAUCCGGAACGUGCUGCAAGUGCCGGCGAACGUGGAACGAGAGAAGCGCUUCGACAACGAUGCCAGCCAGCACGACUGUUUGCUGUGGGCGCUGCACCAGGCUGGCAUACUGGACAUAAUACUAUACAUACUCGGGUCGCCGCACGAAAACCGCUUCCUCAUACACACGCUCGAAAUCCUGAGCCUUGCCUACCGGGAACAGUCGGCCGUCCAUCUGGCGGACGCAACGCUGCAGCGUACGAACACCGAGAGAGAAGAAGACGGACGAGCUGUUGCUGAUAAAGGCGCGUCAACCGACGACAGCAGCAGCUGCAGCAGCAGCAACGACAACAGCAGCCUUGGGGAAACCGCCCGCUGGGGGCGUUCGCGGUUUCGCGGCACGUACACGUUCAACAAUGUGAAAUCCAUCUCGGACAGUGAUGCCGUUUGCCACCAGUCGCUGGGCAAGAUAAUGCGCAUGGACUUUAGCUCGGAAAGCAUCGCCAGAAGGCACGGCGCUACCUGA
Molecule: messenger RNA, 718 nt
Organism: Anopheles merus
Lineage: Eukaryota; Metazoa; Arthropoda; Insecta; Diptera; Culicidae
Product: protein timeless homolog
Exons: 3
Coding region: 68-718 (216 amino acids)
Biological process (GO): DNA repair; DNA replication checkpoint signaling; replication fork arrest
Cellular component (GO): replication fork protection complex
Molecular function (GO): DNA binding
Source: RefSeq, a predicted model, not a curated record